This is a messenger RNA of Mesorhabditis spiculigera, 1431 nucleotides long. NCBI's taxonomy places the organism in Eukaryota, Metazoa, Nematoda, Chromadorea, Rhabditida, Rhabditidae. The record is from the annotation of a GenBank genome assembly.
AUGGCCUUUGACCGCCUCGGCAAAGCGCUUUUCGUGCUCGAUGUGCUCAUCGUCGUCUACAUUUUCUGGGCUACUGUUCAGAAGUUGGGAGAAAGGCCUCCUUUCCAUCUUCCGGAUGUGCCGGACCUCCCGCCUAUCGGACCGGGACGCUACUGCCAGACGGAUGGGUGCAAAUUGUCGGCAAAAACUUUUGCCAAACUCACGUCGCCCUACGAUUACACCACUGAAGCGCUAAAUGUGACGCAUGCCCGUUGGCCAAGGCUCGAGUUAGAGGCGAUAAUUGAGGCGAUGUUCCGCUGGAAGAGCCCCGGGUCCGUGUUUUGGAACUGGAUGGAGCACUCGAGUUAUUUUGCGAAGCUCGAGCAAAUCUUCAUCCAAGACCCAGAUACCGUCGUCGAGGUGAUGAUAGUGGAAUAUUUUCUCGGACGUGCCACUAAAUUCGGCCCUAGCUACCAGGACUUCCAAGGCCUCGGCUUCGAUCUGGAGCGGCACUGUCUGGAAACUACGAUUAUGACGCAUCCGCGAUGGGUCGACUCGUUCGCCUUGGAUCACGUGUAUGACCGGGAAAAUCGCCAGCGUAUUGAGGAACUUGGCGAGAAAGUUCGCAAGGCGUUUUCCGAAGUCGUCCGCGAGAGUCCGUGGGCCGAUCAACCAACUCAGGACAGGGUCAUAGAAAAGUACACUCCCGCCUCAAAGUCGACCUACUUUGAAUACGCCGAGGCCCUCUACGCCUUCCGAUACGAGCACAAAUAUGGCAACGCAUUCCAAUUUCCACAAACCAUCUACAACGCGCACAACGCCGUGGACUUUAUCACCGUUUACUGGGGCCUCGUCAAAGAACCGUACUACUACCCGGAUGCCGCCCUCGAGGUCAUCUACGGCGGCAUGGGGUUAACCAUCGGCCAUGAGCUGGCCCACACCUUCGAUAACAAUAUACUGGCCUACAACCGGGCGGUUCUCGUCGGCCCUGAGGACAAUCAACAGUAUGACGCACAAGUCGAGUGUAUCCAGCAUCAAUAUGAAAACGCGACCGUACCCUAUGAAUUCAGCAACGGCACCUUCUCGCAACCCGGCGAGCUCACGGAUGGCGAGGCGAUUGCCGACAACAUGGGCCUGCGCACGUCUUUUAGGGCCUAUCGUACGGAGCGCAAUCGGCUGUACGGCAAUGAUCCGCCCGCGCUCAAGGGGCUCGAGCAGUACACCCCCGAUCAGCUCUUCUAUGUAGCCGCCGGGCUGAUGCACUGCGCGCAUGAGGGCGACAACCAGCUGCGCGUGUUGCUCGCAGACGUCCAUCCACCAGGCAAAAUUCGCAUGAAUGAGAUGAUGAGAAACUCGCAGCAGUUCUCGGAAGUAUUCAAGUGCCCACUGAACUCGCCGAUGAACCCGCCGAAAAAGUGCCGCGUGUGGCGCUACAAGAAGCAGAAGAAGCAC